AUUUUGCAUUUCUGGGAGGACUGUUUUGUUUACCAACAGUUCUCCUCUCUGUCAGCUCGAGCACAAUGCUCUGGACGCACAGCACAUCCACAGCAGUGUGAUUACAGUGAAGCACGCAGACACUGCCCCCUAGUGAAACACUCCCUGAAUACAGUUAACCCUUUGAUCGCCCAUCAUGUUAACCCCUUCCUGCCCAGUGUCAUUAGUACAGUGUCAGUGCUUUUUUUUUUAGCACUGAUCACUGUAUUGGUGUCACUGGGGAUGUCAGUGACACUAAGCCAGUUCCCCCCCCAGUGUCAGAAUGUCCCGCAGUCCCGCUAU
Molecule: messenger RNA, 321 nt
Organism: Staurois parvus
Lineage: Eukaryota; Metazoa; Chordata; Amphibia; Anura; Ranidae
Source: the annotation of a GenBank genome assembly